AUGCUUCGGUCUUUCGAAGCCAAUCUACCAAAAGGUAUAUACCGUCAAGUGAAUCAGCUAGGCCCAAUACAGAACCAUUCACUUAAGCCCAUCGCAUGUCUUUCUCCAAUUUGGUUAAUUAGUCUAGUCGUCUUUUCCAUCUCGGGAACGAAAGCGGCAGCCAUUGGUCAAUCUUUUCUGAUUAGUUGGGGGCUAUUCUUCGACAACCGCUGCUGCUUUCACACUAUUUCAUUGGUGAGUUCAAACAGCCUCUCUCCCUCUUCUCGUUUAGGUCGAGUUAGAUGGCUGAGUAGCUCUAGUAGGUUAGGGAACUCUGUUGGCUUAGAUUCUUACUCGAGUGACGGUGAAAGUGAGUUCGACGAUGAGUCUGCCCCCGACUCCGGAAGUGAACACGACAUCGACUGCGAUUCUCCGGUUUACAUGUAUCAAGAGUCACCGACGAGGGGUAGAUUCGGGUUCCAUCGAUGUCGUUCUGUCUCGGAUAAGGCUAUUGUGUCAGUAGGACAUACCGAAUCUGACUUUCAAUACCCCUUUCACAUGAGUGAGCCAGUUUUGAUGCCCGGAGUUAAGAUUAGACCGAAGCGCGGAUGUGCAGUUCGUCUGUCGACUCCAUUUCGUGAUUACCCAGCCUCAUCAAUUAAAGAGGAUGAUAUUAAGGCGCUGAGAAUGACGUAUAGCCUCCCAGAUUCAUUGUCGCUUAGAGCUCCCCUUGACACAGAGAGGGCGCAUAACUCAAGAUCAGAUGAGAUCGUGGUUUAUGAGGCUUAUUUUGACAUAGGUUUUCGUGGGAUAAUGCCCCCUAUAAUCGCCAAUGUCGCUCGGUUUUUCAACAUUUCUCCUGGACAGCUUAUUCCUACUGCUUGGAGAGUGUUAAUCGCUUUACAAGUCCUUGGAGAGUUCAACAAUGUAGACGUGAGGGUGGAGGAAGUGCUUUUUUCUUAUUUCUUCAAGGCUCAUAACGUGGAUGCUAGUAGGUGUACGAUUAGCAAACGUACGACGUCGUUUCCACCUUUGGUCUAUGACUAUGAUAGAGGCGCAGUGAGGAAUUUGCCUUAUGAGAAGAAAUGGCAGAGUAGAUUCUUGUUUAUGAAAGUGGGCUUUAACCCCAACUUCCCUGUUGAUUGGUUUUUUAGAGAUUUCAGUCAUCCAAGGUGCGAAGAAGGAGAAGAACGUGCACUCAAGCUAAUUGUACGUCCUAAGCCGGAGCGUUUAGUGAGUUUCCUAGUCAGUUGCUUCGCUUUGGAGAAGAGUUCUCUUUGGGGUUACAGGAUGUCUGCGUUUGAUGUAUCGACAGGCGGAGGUGCCCUAGCUGCGUUCCGAGCUGCUUACGAAGAUGACAUGGAGGACGAUCUCACGAUCGUAACCACAGAGAUCCCGCCCAGCUCCAAUGCUUUGCCGAAGCAAGUUGCUGCACCGACUGACAAUCUUCGUCCUUCUCGUGCCUCAAAGAGAAAAACUUCCACCGGUGAUCUCUUCUCCAAUGUCGAUCACUCCGAUGUGCUUGCCGAUCUCAACAAGAAAGCUUUUCCUCGAGAUGUGGAGAGCUUCGGCAAACUCGGCCAUGCUGCUGUCCUUGACGAGUCACAAGUUUACCUUCUCAAGGUGAUGUCUGCCUGCCAUUCUUCGAAGGUGGAGCUCGCCGCCGUCUCCAAGGAUAACAAGCGUCUCAACAACAUCCUCACCAAGGCGAAAGCGGACCUCGUCUCAGGGAAGGAGCGAUAUGACACUGACAUGGCUAAGAAAGAUGGAGAGAUUCUUUCACUGAAGACUGACCAUGAUCAGCAGAUAGCGGCUUUGAAAUCCGCAGAGAACAAGCUACGACUUGACCUUCGUCGCUCAGAGAAGAACGCACUUAAAGCAGCUAGCGCAGGAGCCAUCAAGAGGCAGUGGGCAAUGGUUAGAGACCUCAAGAUGGGUCAAGCUCAUACAUGGGACGUUCGUGCUGCAGAGGAGGCCUAUCGUGAGGUUUUGACAGCGGAAGCCAAAGCGGAAGGGAAGGUACCACCCGUUUUCUCUGCGACAUUUACUGACUUUGAGAACGAAGCUCCUACUGGUGGGAUACUUGGUGGUGAUACUUAUGGUGGUCUUCCCCUUGGUGGUGAUCAGUGA
Molecule: messenger RNA, 2109 nt
Organism: Microthlaspi erraticum
Lineage: Eukaryota; Viridiplantae; Streptophyta; Magnoliopsida; Brassicales; Brassicaceae
Source: the annotation of a GenBank genome assembly